Messenger RNA from Gigantopelta aegis, 5229 nucleotides. RefSeq lists its product as uncharacterized. The record is from RefSeq and is a predicted model, not a curated record. Gene Ontology annotation, cellular component: cytoplasm. The transcript has 8 exons. Lineage: Eukaryota; Metazoa; Mollusca; Gastropoda; Neomphalida; Peltospiridae. Bases 192 to 2780 code for a protein of 862 amino acids. Gene Ontology annotation, biological process: intracellular signal transduction; negative regulation of protein tyrosine kinase activity. Gene Ontology annotation, molecular function: protein kinase inhibitor activity.
UUCCGUUUGUUUGACGUCUGCAUAGUAAUGAAAAUAUAUGUCACUAUUUUCAUUAUAUGACAGUGCUGUGGCAUUGUUGUUAAUUUCGGUAUGCGGGUCCGAUUAGAUUGAAAUGUAGAUCAUGAAUAAUAUGUCGGAUCGCGUUAUCUGACUAUUUAUAGGUGACUGAAACAAUAUGGCCUUGUUCUAAAAUGGCGGAUCAUGAAAUUUAUGAAGACCGAAUUGCUCUUGAGCAUGUCCGAAGACAACUGUCAACAGACAGUGAAGAGUUCCCCGAUGAGAUCCUUGAUCCUAGAAUCCAGACUGAACUGGAAAAGUUGAACAAGGCAUCCGAAGAGAUUAAUAAGUUAGAACUUGAACUUGAUGAUGCUCGGAGUAGUUUCCGGCAGGCACUGUCAGAAUCCACACAAAAGCUUAAUGCCCUUGCAAAAAAACUGGGCUCUUGUGUCGACAAGGCACGACCAUACUAUGAUGCUCGUGUCAAAGCAAAAGAGAUUCACAUGGAGACACAGAAGGUUGCCCUGCGUUACGAGCGUGCUUGCAGCAUGCACGAAGCGGCCAAGGAGAUGGUUCAGCUUGCCGAGCAGGGCUAUGUUCAGCGUGAGCAGAUGUCCGACCCAGCCUGGCAGGAGAUGCUCAACCAUGCAACAAUGAAGGUGAAUGAAGCUGAAAAGGAGAGAAACGAAAGUGAAAGUGAACACCAGAAGAUCACCCAACAGUUCAAGCAGGCGGAGGAGCGGGUGCAGUUUCUUCAGAGAGAUCUCAAGAGAGCUAUUGCCAAAUCGAACUUGUCAACACGCAGGAGUUUCCUUCAACUAAGUAGCAUUGCGAACCAGCACUGGUUAGAGUGUUUACCCUACUUUGAGAUGAAGAUCAAGUUCAAUCAGGUUAUGGAGGAUCAAAAGUUCAAAGUUGGUACUUUAGAAGAAGAUGUGUCAUCAGCGAAGGCUUUGUAUUCUCAAGCUCUACACAGCCUCGAGGCGAUCAGUGACGAGAUCCAUCGGAAAAGACUGGAAAGACGGAAACACCUUCAGCUUGGCAUCCGGAGUGCUGGGGUGGGGGCUGAGGACCCGGCUCCCCCUCCCUCCUGGGACGGCAGCUCCAGUCACAUUGAUGGACGUUUAGCACCCCACAGAUACUUGUGUAGCGACAGCAGAGUUGCUGAGCAGUCAACUGUAACUUCCAAAGAUAAAAGUAUCCACAAUCAGCAAUCAAAAAGCGAUGUUGAUACUUCAGCUACUGAAAUUUUUGCUGACUCCCUUCUAUUCAGCUCACCUGACCGAGCCCGGUCUCACAGCUACAGAACUGCCAUUGAAACGAGUCAGACCAGUUUGCCUGUUGUUAGUCCGGUGGACAGUUUGGCAGACUAUGAUGAGAACUUUGACGUAUCCAGUUUAGAGGAUGACUACAUGAACCUGCCAAAAACUCACUCUCCCCGAGGACGGGUUGAUCCUCAUGCCGGUACAUCUAACACUGUGAGAGGGGCUGCUCGGAUAGACCGCAGUAUUUCACUGACGGUACAGGACAGGACUUACCAUGACCAGGUGGCCACUCGGCGAUCCCGGGCUAAUUCACAGCCAAUUGCUAUAAAAGGACAUUUGUCACAUGGUGAUUUAACAAGUGAAAUGCAGUCUGCAACAGAAAGUGAGUCUUCGUCAUCAUCUUUACAUAGAUCUCCCAAACUUCAAGGUUUAAUACUUCGGGUUGAUGCAACUUUGGAUCCACUUCAGAAGUCGCAGGGGUCUAAGCCAAUAAUGCACCAGUAUUCUAAGAAUCCACCGACAGUAUCAGCUAAGACUGAAACGAAUGUUUUGUCGCAAGCUGCUGCGAGCAAACCUACAUCAAACGUCUCAUCAUCCAUGGGUAAAAUUGUAGCAGUGUCAUCGGCACCGGUUAGCACAGAUCCUCUCAACGUGUCUGCUGUCCUUGGUCCCACCUCACAGGGCUCCCCGGCAAAACUGUCAAAGGUGACCAAACCCCAGUCCGUGACAUCAGGUGCCAGCAUCAAAGACAGUAAUGCAUCUUCAUUAUCAUCACCUGCUCACGAGCUGAAGAAUUUAAGAACUCCAUCAUCGACUGAAAUGUCACAGUUGAGUGUGGAUGACAGUUCUGACACGGAGAGCAUCGCCAGCAUGGGCCCCAUGUUUGACGACGACCAGAUUGAGUUCCUCACCAUGGACUUCUCUAAGCAGACUAGUAAGGAUGAUCUAUCGGAAGACAUGCAUCACAUCACUAGGCAUUCCUGGAGUCGAAUGAGCCUACCUCCAAGGCUGGGCUAUUUGGAGGGAUACCUAAACAAAAGGACAUCUGAUUCAAGUGUGGAGAAGCAGAUAGAUGAAAAGUCUGAAUUUAUGGAAAAUGUAUCGGAACCGGUUUCAGAGACGGUUUCUGGUCAUAAUAAAGAUAGAUUAGAUGCUGUUGCUUUGGAGCCGGGUCCUGAAGGUUGUGUGAAGUCUGCAGACUUGGAGCCAGCAGCGUGCUUAAAUAGAAAGAGAAGUGAUUCUCAGAGUUUAGAACUGGCUGCUGGCGAUUCAAAUUUUGAUAAAGAAAAAGCAGUUUUUCAAAAAUGUACCACCGAUUCUUUGAACUUGGAUUCUGUUGGCGUAGAACCAGUGUGCAACUCUGUUGAAGAGGAAGACACAGUUUGUGAUGCUGUAGAUCCUGUGGUUGUUAAUCAUCUUCCAGACGGUGACACAGUGGUGAAACCAGUCACUGAAAGCAUCCAUGUCGUACAGACAGCUGCAGAAGAUGCAGAACCACCGUUACAUAGUAUUGAAUGAAAGUCUUGCUGUCGAAGACUGUGAAGUCUGAGUACAUCCGUAGUGUAGUGUGUGUGUUGAGACUGUGAAGUCUGAGAAACAAUCUCAGUACAUCUGUAGUGUAGUGUGUGUGUUGAGAUUGUGAAGUCUGAGAACAAUCUCAGUACAUCUGUAGUGUAGUGUGUGUGUUGAGAUUGUGAAGUCCGAGAACAAUCUCAGUACAUCUGUAGUGUAGUGUGUGUGUUGAGAUUGUGAAGUCCGGGAACAAUCUCAGUACAUCUGUAGUGUAGUGUGUGUGUUGAGAUUGUGAAGUCUGAGAACAAUCUCAGUACAUCCGUAGUGUAGUGUGUGUGUUGAGACUGUGAAGUCUGAGAAACAAUCUCAGUACAUCUGUAGUGUAGUGUGUGUGUUGAGAUUGUGAAGUCUGAGAACAAUCUCAGUACAUCUGUAGUGUAGUGUGUGUGUUGAGAUUGUGAAGUCUGAGAACAAUCUCAGUACAUCUGUAGUGUAGUGUGUGUGUUGAGAUUGUGAAGUCCGAGAACAAUCUCAGUACAUCUGUAGUGUAGUGUGUGUGUUGAGACUGUAAGUCUGAGAAACAAUCAGUACAUCCGUAGUGUAGUGUGUGUGUUGAGACUGUGAAGCCAUCUUAGCACUGCGAAAUCGUAAAACCAUCGUAGGGUGUGACAUAACUACAGCACAUGCGAUAUUGACGUUAGAGCUUACAAUGAUUUUACGAUUUCUUAGGGCAAAAUUGCUUUGAAAAUGUUGGCCCUGGACCUUAGUAGAGAGUAAGUAAAUUGUACAAACGAACGAAUGCGGGUCUUGGGAGUUGACAAAAACUUUCUACUGUACUAAUCUGUUCAGCUCUGCCCUGAUGAAAGGCAGUAUUAUGUAUGAAUUGUGGUACAUGUAUUUUAAAAUAAGCACGAAAAUACAUGUAAUAUAGCCCAUUUAAAAUAUAAAAACUCUUCCUUAAGGCUUAAGCAUUAACAAUGAGACACAAAAUCAUCUAGCUGCUUAAUAAAGCCUUUGGCAGGUGAAUAAAAGUAACAAAAAGUGAUUUUCUCAAAGUGAUUACUUUACAAUGGCAGUCCCUGGCAGAGUUGUGCUACGUGUACUUGCGGACUUUCUACAAAGCAACCGUAUUUUGCUGGUUGACCUUAUGAUUGAAUCAUGUACUGAAGUCUGUUUUGAGACUUCAGUUCCUUAAAUGACAUGUGAAGUUUUCUUUUAAGAAAAUUCCUUUCAACCACAUUGGUAGCUGUAAUGUUUAGAUUCUACUUCACAUAAAACAAAUUGUAUUAAUGGCAUGCAGUCCUGUACAUUAUAGAUGAAGCCAGAUGGAGCCUACAUGUAGUACGAAAUGUUUUAGUUGCCAAAUAAAAAACAAAAUAGUCACAUAUGUGACCAAAUCGGUUGCGAUGUCAUCUCCAAUAGUUUAGAAAAGUUAGAACAGCUAGUAUUAAAAUGAACAUGUAUUGUUGGAAAUUGUAAAUCUAUAGGUCUGUUGUUGUUUCAGUAAGCCAAAUCCAUGUUUGUAAAAUAAAUCGGUGGUUUAAUCAUACCAGCAUAAUGCCAUUGGAUACCCAUCUGAACGAAGUACAGUUCAGCCGGUGAUGAAUUGACACCUACUGGUGUUUGGAACAUUGGCCUCUAGGUGCAGUCAGCUGCUAAAUACAGGUUCACUUGUAUAUUCUAAUCCGUCCUUUCCAUGAAAGAGUUAAGUAACAUUUAAAUUGAUUUUCAAUUGACUUGUCUGGUCCUACAUUCAAGACGACUUGUCCCAGCCAAGUCCAAAUGGAAACAUGUUUACCCCAUACCCUGCCAUGAUUCGGGCAUGUCCACCCUGGGUCCACACUCUGACAUGAAGAAAAUGUUUUAUUUAAAAACGACCACUCAACACAUUUUAUUUACGGUCGGAUAUAUAGUUAAGGACCACACAGGUAUUAAGAGAGGAAACCCGCUGUCGCCACUUCAUAGACUUUUACACUUUGACAUUAUCACGGACUGAACCCAGGGUGGAAUUGUUUCAGCCAAGCGGGCAAGCUGUAAUGUAGAGCUGUGAGACUUCACUCUACGGAUAUAGUAUUAAUAGUGCUAUACUUGCUAACUUCAACCAGGAAGAGAUGACACGUGUGAUAGUGAGUGUGUUAGAAUGUAUCGUACAUGCAGUGCAAUGAUUUGUGUGACAUCUAACAGCCGAUGAUUAGCAACUCAAUAUGCUCUGGUGGUGUUAAACAAAACAAAACUGUAACUUUUUUAGUAUUGGAAUGGAAAUCUUGAAUGGUUACAUGGGAUCCAUGCCAACUGGAUGGUGGAUUGAUAAUGAGAAUGUUAUAUUUAAAUGUAAUCUCAGCACAUAGUGCUAGAAAUUGAAUCUCUCUUUUACUGUUGAGUUUUUAUUGUUGUAUUUAGUAUACAGUCAUCAGUUAGACAAAUUAAAGGGACACGCCCUAGUUGUUAACCAUUA